Messenger RNA from Penaeus vannamei (Pacific white shrimp), 1905 nucleotides. Its product is annotated as SAP30-binding protein. The record is from RefSeq and is a predicted model, not a curated record. Gene Ontology annotation, cellular component: nucleus. NCBI's taxonomy places the organism in Eukaryota, Metazoa, Arthropoda, Malacostraca, Decapoda, Penaeidae. Gene Ontology annotation, biological process: regulation of DNA-templated transcription.
AAGAAAAAGCCAGGAAAUGCUCCUUCACAUCCCCUUGCGGUCGCCUCUUGGCGGAUGGGAAAUUCGUCACCAAAACAAAACGUUUGUAUUUCCAGCGGGGAGGAGGCAGAUGAUAGAGAGCUAUGUCUUUGGGUCAACUCACUGCCAACUAUACUGACUCUGAAGGAGAAAAUGAUGACCGCAUCAGUGAUGAUGGCUCGCACAAAUCCUCACCCCUCACAAAUAGAGUGGCAGAACUGCGUGAUGAAGGCAGCCGGAGAGGGACACCAGCUAGUGUAGAGUCCACAGGAUCAGGAACGCCACAAAAAAAGUUGAACAGACUUGUGUCAUAUGCUAAUGAAGAAGAUGAGGAGGAGGACGUGGAGGAUUUGCCACCAGAAGAAGAAGAGGAAGAACCUGAUGAGGUAGUUAACUCGGAGCCAAUGGACACGGGCUCAGAUGAGGGAGAAGAGGAAAAGACAACAACAAGGGAUCUCGGGGUUCGGUUGCCAGCCGCUCCUGCAGGGAAGUGCUCUCCACACCUUCAGGACAAGGUGCAGAGGUUCCUGAAUGAAGUCCGCCGUGGCAACAAGGACUACAACAUGAUGAUCCAGAAUAACAAAGAGUUUCGCAAUCCUGGCAUUUACGAAAAGCUUAUUGAUCUCCUCCAGCUUGACGAGAUGGGAACUAAUUAUCCACUGGAUAUGUUUGAUCCACAUUGUUGGGGGAAGGAGUCCUACUAUGAUGAAAUUGCACGUGUACAGAAAGAAGAAAUGGACAGAAGAGAAAAGGAGCGAAAGGACAAGACAAAGGUGGACAUUAUCUCAGGUACCAAGAAACCCCAAGAGGAGGAAGCCAAGAAAAGAAAAUCUCGUUUUGACCAAGGAGGACCCUCGACCAACAUCCUCAAACCUAUGGUUGCUCCUCCUACUCUCACUUCAGUGCCAUCUGGAACAAAAGCUACAAUAGAUGCUUUUGGAGGCUUGAAAAAGACCAAAUAGUUGUAGAAACCUUUUCUUUUUCUUUUCCUUUGAAAUAUCUUCUGAAUUGAAAGAAAGAAGAAAUAUAUUUAUAUUCCAGGCUCUCAUGAUUUUGUUGACAUUUAUUUUAACAUUCAAUGUAUUUUUUAUCAUUUUUAAAAAAUGUUGCAAUGUAUUAUAGCAAAUUGUCAGAUAGCAAACAGGUUUUGCUGACAUAUUUGAAAGACAUUUUUGACUAUUUCUAUUCUUAAACUGCUGUAAUUCAGAUUAUGGGUUAUAGUUUCAUUUUGUAAUAUGAUGCUAUUGGGAUCCCUCUUAUUGAGUCACAUAAAGUAGAUGAUAAUAAUUAUACUGAUGUGGAUGCUUCUAGAUCUUUUGUUAUAGUACAGUUACUUCAUCUCCAAAAAGUUCAGCAUCCCAUCUCUCUCUCUCUCUCUCAAUUUUUGGCACUCUGAGAGGUCAGCUUUAUUAGUUAAGAGCAUAAAUUAUUCUGAGAGUGGAUACUCUGUUUUGUUCCAUGUUGAAGAGAUAAACAGAAAUCCUGUACUACCUUCAACAUCCAUAUUGUUAACACUAUUAAUUUAUGGUUACACUUCUCACUACCCUCCCGGACCCCCAACAAAGACCCUGAUGCUGCAUUUAUAAGUGUUUACAAAAUUCCUUCCAAUUUUUGUGUCCCAGUUUUAACACAUUGUCUGAAAGUGCAAAUAAAUUAGGUAUAAAAAUAUAACUGGUAUUUAAAAUGUCUCACCUCAUGAUCUCCUGUGGAAUGAAGCAAGUAGGGCAGACGUAUCAGUGAUAGAAUUUUAUUUUUUGAAAUAUUUUUAGAUAAUUAGUGAGGAUUACCAGAAUCUAGACUUAGGUGCUGGUUAUUCUUAUUGAUAAAAGCUGUAAUACAAAUUAUGUAUACUACAAUCAAGGAUAAUAAAAUAUUCAUAUUAUGUCU